Messenger RNA from Adineta steineri, 768 nucleotides. NCBI's taxonomy places the organism in Eukaryota, Metazoa, Rotifera, Eurotatoria, Adinetida, Adinetidae. The record is from the annotation of a GenBank genome assembly.
AUGUUUCAAAAACAAGCAUUAGUCAUUGGCAAUGAUACUUACCAAAUAAAACCCAGGCGAACUUGCGUGAACGAUGCAAAUGACAUCUCGUAUGCACUACGUACAAUUGGAUUUUUAUCCCAUUGUGCAACAAAUUUGGAAUCUCAAACAAUGUUCUCACGUAUAAAUAGAUUUAUACAAUCAAUCGAACCACAUGCGAUAGUAGUAGUUUACUUUUCUGGUCUCGCUGUGCAACAUGAUGGCAAAACUUAUUUGAUGCCAAUAGAUAACAGUCAGAUUUCUCCAAAAAAUAUCGGAUCGUCGGUAUAUUGUGCGGAGGAAAUCAUUGCAAUGUUGCAUACCAAAAGUCCUAGAGCAGUUAUAUUGAUUCUCGACUGCGCGCGGCCUUAUCGAAAUCUUGUAGGUGAAACACCUUUUUUUGUUGACGGAGAUCCAAUGGAAUCAUUGCAAGGUCUUGCACCAAUACGUCCACCUCCAUCAACGAUCAUUGCUAAUUCCUGUGAGGUGGGUGCACAGUUCUUCGGUUUAGCAGAUAAUUAUCGAAAUAGUAUUUAUACUUAUCAUUUACUUCGUUAUAUAACAACACCAAGUAUUGAUAUUGACACUAUUUUUCGAUGUGUUGCUUUGGAUGUUCAAAGAAGUACUGGUGGCAGACAAAGACCCGAUCGAUACAGCAAUGUUUAUGAAACUCUUUAUCUUGUUAUCAAUCCAUAUUUGAAGAAUUUCACAUGGGCUAAUACUAUGCAGCCAACUCAAUCGUUUCGUUAG